Penicillium pulvis is the source of this 654-nucleotide messenger RNA. Its product is annotated as Tim17/Tim22/Tim23/Pmp24 family protein. The transcript is spliced from 6 exons. Gene Ontology annotation, cellular component: peroxisomal membrane. Bases 1 to 654 code for a protein of 217 amino acids. The record is from RefSeq and is a predicted model, not a curated record. Lineage: Eukaryota; Fungi; Ascomycota; Eurotiomycetes; Eurotiales; Aspergillaceae.
AUGGAUACACUCUUAACCCAACUGGACGCCCUCGUCCUCAAGCCCGAGCUUGCACCGUUCUUAUCUCUGAUUAAAGGUGCCCGCAAUGGUAUCGUCUACGGAUCAAAAGUGCGGUUUCCGCAUGCGCUGGUUAUGAUCUUUCUGUUCCGAUCAGGAACAUUCCGAGAAAAGGUUAAGCUUGUGCUGAAGGCAACACGACAACAUGCACGGAAUCUUUCCACCUUUGCAAUCAUAUAUAAAUUGUCGAUGAUCGUUCUCCGCAACAUAAAUCCCUCGGGCCCGGCAAAAGAGGGCCGAUACGAUAGCUUCUUUGCGGGCUUGCUAGGAGGAUAUGCGGUCUUCGGGCGACAGCCAGGAAGCGUCAGCCAGCAGAUUGUCAUAUACAUCUUCGCUCGCGUGAUGCUGGCCCUCGGCAAACUCGCCGUCGAACCCAACAUGCACCCCCUCUCCCCUCUCUUCACCCCCGAAGCCCGGGCCAAGAUUUACGAUCACGCCUGGCCCGCAUUCGCCAGUUGCAGCUGGGCCCUUGUCAUGUAUAUCUUCCGAUGGUACCCUGAGACCCUGGCGUCUAGCUUGCGGAGUAGCAUGGUCUACAUCUAUGAGGAUUCGGACCAUUGGGAUUCCUUGCGAAACCUGCUCCUUCAUAACAAAUGA